CAUUCUCGCGGUUUUUGAUGAUUUGUCGUAGGUAGCAGCUGAAAACAUGGCCGAUGAACACGGACGGAAAUGGGACCGAUGCCUAGCUGAUAGCGCUGUAAAGAUAGCCACUGGCCUUGGUGUGGGGAUUGUGUUUUCAGUUCUCUUCUUCAAACGGCGCACAUGGCCAGUGGUGUUUGGCUCCGGUGUGGGGCUAGGCAUGGGAUACUCCAACUGCCAGCAGGACUUCAGGUCACCUUACCUGCUCCAUAGCCACAUGGUGAAGGAACAGUAGAAGACUGAUGAGAGUCGGCUGAUGUAGAAGUUGUCUCGUCCUCAUUAUGUUAGACGGAACUCUGUCUCCCUGCCACCCAAUGUAAUUACUAUGUGAGUCUCACAGGGCAGUCGAGAUAUAUAGAUAUUUAAUAAAACAGUAAUAAAGAAUUUGACAAAUA
Messenger RNA from Coregonus clupeaformis (lake whitefish), 434 nucleotides. Its product is annotated as MICOS complex subunit MIC10. Bases 47 to 274 code for a protein of 75 amino acids. NCBI's taxonomy places the organism in Eukaryota, Metazoa, Chordata, Actinopteri, Salmoniformes, Salmonidae. The transcript has 4 exons. The record is from RefSeq and is a predicted model, not a curated record. Gene Ontology annotation, cellular component: MICOS complex; mitochondrion; mitochondrial inner membrane.